Molecule: messenger RNA, 5129 nt
Organism: Mytilus californianus (California mussel)
Lineage: Eukaryota; Metazoa; Mollusca; Bivalvia; Mytilida; Mytilidae
Product: thrombospondin type-1 domain-containing protein 4-like
Exons: 16
Coding region: 502-3393 (963 amino acids)
Biological process (GO): extracellular matrix organization
Cellular component (GO): extracellular matrix
Molecular function (GO): metalloendopeptidase activity
Source: RefSeq, a predicted model, not a curated record
UAUAAUUCGCCGACUUGAAAGGGCACACCUUUUCUUUAACUACAUUGUUCAUUCAUUAAGUUUACAAAUACGCAAAGGUUAUGCACAGCCUUUAGAUGUAGAAAAAAUCUUGUUUGAUGACCUUUUUGACAAAGAAUAACUUCAUAACCUUUUUCACAUUGUUGAGAAAGUUAUAGUAUGUUGUUAUAAAGGGAAGUCUCUCAUCCAUCGUGUGUGCUGGAGCGUUAGUUAAACAUUAAGUAUUGCAACAGGCGUGUUGACUCUUCAACUUUCUCCCAGGAUUAAUACGAUGUAACUAACUAUUGGGGCGAAUUUCAUACUUUGAUGUGGUACAAUUCGUUGAUUAUAGGCAAAAUAGUGUGUAUAAUAUUUACUUUGACAAACAUAUUUCAUACUUUGUGAAAUGACUAAGAUAAAAAUUUUAUUACAUAGAGAACUAACUUGAUUUUAUUUUUGUGAUUUUAAUUUCGAUUUUCGGAUGUACAUCAAUAAAGACACAAAAUGAUAUAUUUUAGGUAUAGUUUUAUGUUAGUUUAUAUUGGAUGCAUAUCUCUUCUUUAUGUGGAUCAUACAGAAGCAAGGAGAAAGAGAAAUGCUCAUCGGCGGCAUAAUAACCAUUUAGACUGGAGUGGGUGGACGGAAUGGUCGUCUUGUACGGCUCAAUGUGGAACUGGUGCAGCAUAUAGAGAAAGACACUGCAUAGACCGACGAAUGAGGGCCUAUUCCAAUAAAUGCCACGGAAAGAGACAUCAGUUUAAGAUAUGCAAUACUCAGGAUUGUACACAAGGACAAGAAACUCUGAGAGAACAAUUAUGUUCAAAGCACAAUAAUGACGUCAUAGGCGGCAAACGAUAUCGAUGGCUUCCUUAUCUAUUACAUUCCGCCAGGUGUGAGUUGACGUGUAAAGCAGGCGGUCACGGUUUCUAUAACAGCUUUAAAGACCUUAUAAUUAAUGGUACAACAUGUUCAAACGAUGGCUCAUCAGUCUGUGUGGAGGGAGUUUGCCAUAAAUUUGGAUGUGACGGAAUAGUAGGAUCAAAAGUCACCAAGGAUAUUUGUGGUGUCUGUGAUGGUGAUGGCUCUACGUGUAAAAUGGUACAAGAUGUUUAUGAAGAUGAUAAAUUGAAAUACGGAUAUAAUUUAGUAACCAUUAUUCCAUCUGGGGCAACAGCAAUAAACGUUACACAAUUGCGAAUCGGCAGAAAUUACUUGGCCCUGAAAUUAAAGAAUGGAAAAUACAUUAUUAAUGGUCAUCGUAGACUAUCAGCACCUGGUCAGUACGAAGGCGCGGGAACCACAUUUACAUAUAAAAACCGUGCUUCAAAACAUUGUCCUGGUGAAUGCCUAUUUGCAGAUGGUCCAACGAAUGAAGACCUAGAAGUGAUGUUGUUAUAUUUUGGGAGGAAUACUGGUGUAUUGUACAAAUUUGGAUAUCCCACUGACCGAAAUGGAAUGCUAAAAUACCAAGAUCUUUCACUCGAAAAUGGAAAAUCUGGGAAUUCUAUUCGCAUUGAUGGUGGAGAAGAAAGUCGGGCCUCUACUACAAACUAUUUAAAUAACGGGUUUAGAGAUAGAAAUAAUAGGAAUCACGAUUACAACGGAAAUAAUGAUUAUUACAAUGCUGUCUUAGGCAGUUCUGGAAAUAGAAAUACUCAUUUAAAUAGAAAUCCAGAUAGGAAUAGAAAUACUCAUUCGAAUAGAAAUCAAGAUAGAAAUAGAAAUACAGGUUCGAAUAGAAAUCAAGAUAGAAAUAGAAAUACUGGUUCGAAAAGAAAUCAAGAUAGAAAUAGAAAUAGAAAUACUGAUUCGAACAGAAAUUCAGAUAGGAAUAGAAACCGAGAUAGACAUACGAACAGAAAUGACGGAAAUCGGAAUAGAUAUACUAACAACAGAAAUCUUCCACAGACAGAAAGAUAUGAUGCAACAGUUGUUAUAGAGGAAAGUCAAAGAAAGCCUGAUAGGAAUCAACCUAAAGACAAAAUGGAGAAAAGUUACUAUAUUUCAUCCGUAUCUGGUGGCAAAAAUCUGCCGUUACCUGCUUACACACAAAGUUUUCCAUUUAUGGAUAAAAUGAAGGAUAAAAUGCACAAGAAUGGAAUUUUAGGAAAUGGUCAAAAUGAUCCUAUGUACCAAAAAACUGGAGCCCUUAAUGAUAAUGGAAGAAAACCUAUCAUCGUUUCCGAUCCUUUAGAUCCAGAAACAGCUCCAGUUAUCUAUAACUGGAAAGUGAUUGGUUACACAGAUUGUAAUAGGACUUGUGGAUCAGGAAUUCAGCAUCCUAUUGUUAAGUGUGUUCGUGCUUCAAAAGAAGUUCUCGAAACACAUUGUAGGAGAUUACCAAGACCUGAUGAAACACCAAGAGAAUGUAACACACAGGCUUGCCCCGCAAGCUGGGAGGCAUCACCAUGGACCUCUUGUAGUACAACGUGUGAUGAUGGGAUGCAAAUAAGAAAUAUUUCCUGUUUAAAAGAAGUCGCAGAUUCUCUUUUCCUUGAAAGUACAUUAGACGAAUGUUCACAUCUAGAUGCACCUGAAACAUUUAGACAUUGCAAAGUAGAAGAUUGCUUCAAAUGGUCCUCAGAUCGUUGGAGCGAGUGCUCUACAAACUGUGGUGAGGGUUUAAGGACACGAACCGUAAAUUGUACUUCAGCAGAUGGCUAUAUCGUAAACGACAUAUAUUGUAACAGUACAGAUAUGCCACCGGAAGAGGAAGGGUGUUAUUCUACAACCUGCGAAUAUGGAUACAGUGCCGCUUGGUAUUCCACGAGUUGGCAGGAACAGUGCCCAGUAUCAUGUGGAAUAAGUAAGCAGAGACGCAGGGUUGUAUGUGUCAGUGAAAAUCCAUCCGGUCCGGACUGUGAAGAGGACAGGAAACCAGAAGGUGAACGUGAAUGCAGAGCACGGCAGAACUGUAAUGGUUAUUGGUUUAGUGGUCCUUGGCAACAGUGUAAUUCCACAUGUGGUGAGGGAACUAGGAGCCGUCAGGUACUAUGUUUACGAGAAAAUGGAAAUACAGCUUAUGAAGUUAUACCAAAUGAUUAUUGCGAUAUGGAAGAGAGACCUGUCGAACAUGAACUAUGCAAAUCUUCAUCUUGUCCGCCAGAGUGGUUCAUGACUGAAUGGAGCCAGUGUUCUGUAACCUGUGGCAAAGGAGAAAGAUCGCGUGACGUGUUGUGUAUUGACACAGAUAACCGUGAGGUGAAUGCCUGUGAUAUUACCAGCAAACCAAGAAGCUCAGAGGAAUGUGGAGCUAAUCCUUGUAAUAGUUAUACAGAUCCUUCUGAAAGAUGUGAAGAUACAUAUCCAAACUGCCCAUUAGUUAUUCAAGCAGGAAUGUGUAAGCAUAAAGGUUACAGGGCAGUCUGCUGUCAAUCGUGUCUGUCACAAGCUUGAAUAGACAUAAUACUGCCUUGAUUUAGAUAUGGUCACCUGAAAUCUAUAAACAAUUGUUUAAAAUAUGAAAACGGGUAAAAGACUAAAUGGAAUUUAUAAUGAUACAACAUGUGUUGAUCUAUUGAUUAGCUGAAAUGGAACAGUUUUAUUUGAUAUUUGUUUAUUUAAAUGUAUUUAAUGUUUAAUAUUAUUGCCAAAAAUAACUGACCGUUGGUCAUUGAUGAAAUGUUGUAUAAAAUAAUGAUAUGUGAUGUAAGUAUUAAAUGAUAGAAAGAGAGAAACGUUAUAUAGUGGAAGUGAACGUGACAAACUUUGCAUUAAGAAAAAAGACACGAACACGUUCAAACACCCAAACAUAAUCAUAUUUAAAUGCAAGCAGCAUUCCUUAUUUAUGCUUCAUUCAAAUUUACUAAAGCGCCUAUUAUUUCAAAUAUCUUAAGAAUUAGUUAAGUACCUGCCAAUGCUCAACUCUCUUUGCAAACAAAAUUAAGGGAUUUCAUAUUUUAUUGAUUAUAUAUAUCUUUUUUUCUCUUUUACAAUUCAUUUGAAAUGUAUAUCUAUGAAAUGAUAAAUUUUAAUGUUAUAUUUUCAUGCUGUAAAAGUUUAUACCUUUAUUUAUGUCUCACAACGAAGUCUUAAAACAUACAUUUGAUAUUUGAGUUUCUUUAAAAUUUAAAUUACAGGACUUGAAACGUGCGGCUUUUUUAAUCUAAAAUUACUGUUCAAUAUUAAAAAAGAGGCGUUAGAUACCAAGGGAACAUUCAAAACUUUGAAGUCGAGAUAGUCGGACAACGUAAUGGCAAAAAACGACGAAACAAAAACAAACAAUUCCGUUGGGCUGUUUUCUGCUCUUUUGUCGGGUUGUUGUCUCUUUGACACAUUCCCCGUUUCCAUUCUCAAUUUUAUGUUAAAAAAACACUUCAUAAAAAACUAAAGAGUGAGCAACACGACCUACCAAAAUUGGGGUGAUCGCAGAUGCUCAGAUAGAGAAAGCAGAUCAUGCUCCACUAGUGGCGAACGUUGUUUCAAUCAUGGUAAGUACAAAUUCUGCGAAAAAUCUCUUUCGAUGAGGAAAAAAAAGAACGGGAUUGUGAAUACAAAAAUUUGAACAUAUCCGUGGUCAUUUGUGACACCGAUAUUUCAUAACGGUACUCAAACUCGUGAUGGCUUUUGUAUGUGUAAUGUGUGUUAACUUUUUGGUAUUACUUUUUUAAAUGGGAUUAUCAACCUAUGAGUCUCUUCACCGAAUUAAAAAAAUUAUGUUAAAAAAGGGAACAUCAUCUUUGGUGUAUGUAGAUCAGAUAUGACAAAAUAUAUUGUUCUAUCGAUUAAAAUAUGCCAGAUCUGCAGAUAAAAUAUUCUGUAAUAUGACUUUAUGAUGUCUGUUAGUAACUAUAUUUCACUUUUUGCUACUGAUUUAAAUAUGCAAGAUCUGCAGAUAAAAUAUUCUGUAAUAUGACUUUAUGCUGUCUGUUAGUAACUAUAUUUCAUUUUUUGCUACUGAUUGAAAUAUGCAAGAUCUGCUGAUAAAAGAUUCUGUUAUAUGACUUUAUGUUGUCUGUUAGUAAAUAUAUUUCACAUGUUGCUAUUGAAUAUGAAUAUAACGGUGCCACAUUUAGUUAUGAAACUCAUCCUUUGCCAUUUGUAUAUGUUUUAUUUGCAUGUUAAUGUCGUUAAUGUAUUGUACAUAAUGUAAGACAUUGCUUUGUCAUCAAUAAACUUAACGUGUAUAUGUC